UAUCUCAUAAAUAUUUAUUAUUCAUGAAUAAUUAAAAACUUUUUUAUUCACAGGGAAAAUUUGUAUCUUAUCGUAAGUUGUGCACGGACCGGACUGCUGAAAUGAAGGUUGUGUUGUUGCUUUUCGUGGUGGUGGUGGCUUCUGGUUUACCACAGCGGCGGGUGCAUGGAAGUGGUGGAUACGCUGGUGGUGGUGGUGGUGGAUACAGCGGUGGCGGACAAGGAGGUGGAGUUGGUGGCGGUGGAUACAGCAGUGGUGGACAAGGUGGUGGAGUUGGUGGCGGUGGAUACAGCAGUGGCGGACAAGGUGGUGGAGUUGGUGGUGGUGGAUACAGCGGUGGCGGACAAGGUGGUGGAGUUGGUGGUGGUGGAUACAGCAGUGGUGGACAAGGUGGUGGAGUUGGUGGUGGACAUGGAAGCCACCAACGCAGCGUAACCAACAAGAGUGAGUGAGCCAUCAAAUCCAUUAACAAUCAUUCAUUCAU
This is a messenger RNA of Hyalella azteca, 484 nucleotides long. Its product is annotated as ctenidin-1-like. Lineage: Eukaryota; Metazoa; Arthropoda; Malacostraca; Amphipoda; Hyalellidae. The transcript is spliced from 2 exons. Bases 102 to 452 code for a protein of 116 amino acids. The record is from RefSeq and is a predicted model, not a curated record.